Molecule: messenger RNA, 2871 nt
Organism: Neospora caninum
Lineage: Eukaryota; Apicomplexa; Conoidasida; Eucoccidiorida; Sarcocystidae
Exons: 4
Coding region: 1-2871 (956 amino acids)
Source: RefSeq, a predicted model, not a curated record
AUGCGUGCAGACGGACUUCAAUUCUCGAGGGACACCACGUUGCGGAGCCUGCAAACCGAUGUUCUUGAACAGGAUGAUCUAGCCCCCCAAACAGAUCCUCAGCGCCUGGAUCUCCAGGCUGUCGACAGACCGCGAGAAUCCGUUGCCGGACCUGGUCGCGGCGGCAUUCGUCGAAAUCGGCAAGAAGGCGACUUGUCUCCAGGGAGUCGCGGGCUCGCUUUCCCCGUAGGCGAUCACUUGCCGCCCUCAGCUUCUGCGCGACUCUAUUCAGCCCUCCUGGAGAAUGACUCGCGGCUGCUCGAGCGGAAGAGCCUCCAUUUGAAAGAGCUUCUCGCUGAAAAGGCCAAUCUCUUGCAGCAGGCGCGCGCAGACUUGUGCCAGCAUGCAGGGACACAGAGCAACGAAUUCCGAGAGAUCCUCCAUCUGAAGGCGGCCCUGGAACGGCGGCGCGAAGAGCUGGCCGAGAAGGACGCGCGUCUGCGAGAGCUGGGGAAGGAAAACGAAGAACUCUCUGGGAAACUGGAGGCCUCCCGACGAGCCGCCCUCAGUCGCGAGGAAGAUUUCAAGCGCCUGGAAAGACGCAGUGAAGAGGAAUUCCGCCAGUCCGCGGAAACCCGCUUCCGACUGCAGAAAGAAUGCGCGUUUUUCCAGACGGAGCUGGACCGCCUGCGCGCCGCGUACUCGGAGUUGAAGAAACGGGACGAGACGAUGGAGGAGCGCAAGGAGGAGCGAGACAGCGAAAUGUUUCGUCUCGAGAGUUUGUUGCAGACGACGCGCACCGACCUCAAUGUCACCGCGACGCGUCUGUUUGAAGUUCAGGAUCAGCUGCGUGCGUCUCGGCAGUACAUUUGUUACUUGGAGCGCCUGAUCCGCGAACUGCGUUUCUUUGUCGUGUACCAUUUGGAGCCCGAAACGCUCAAACAGAGCACCGUCGCUGCUCAAAGAUUGCCGCCCGCGCCCGCACCGCGCGCCUUGGAAGGUCCGGAGAAAGGACUGCCUCAGGACGGCGGCGGCGUGGACGCGCGCUGGAACCCCGAGGCGCUGGAGGCCAGCGGGGCUGGGCGGGCCGGCGGGCAUGCCGAGCAGCGGCGCGGUUGGCCGCAGCUAGCGGAGGGAUCUGACCAGGAAGGAAAGAAACCUGACGUCCUUGCACACCAGUUGACCUCGCAAGUCGUCUGCAGUGCACUGCUACCCCGCGCCGCGUCGCGCGCGCGAGAGAAGAACGCCAAAGGCGACUGCCUGAGCCGAGAGGGUGACCGAGAGGACGGCCCAGCCCACUCCACAGAUCUGGUUCUGCGGCAGGCCUCUCCGGGAGACGGCGAUUGGGAAACUUCGAGGCGGUUUUUCGCGUCUGCAGAGGCGCCUUUGGGUUCGGACUCGGAGCGCAGCGAAGCGGCACGCGGCAAAGACGCGCGAAGGCCUGCCUGUGUCGGUUCUGCUUCCGGCGCCGUUCCGCAGGAUCUCGCGCGUUUCCAGAACUUGAAGCUUCCAGAGCUGACGAGAAAACGGUUUGAACUGGAGCAUCUCGAGCUCCGCUUAGACGCUGGACGCCAGGCGGUCGAGGCGGCGCUCCGAGACACCGUGGGAGACGUCACCGUCUUGGAAGAGGACCGCGUGUUUCCCCACGCCGCGGCUUUUCUUCGGCGAGGAGCUCGGCCCUACGACCCCCGAGGCAGCGGCCGCCAGGCGGACGGGGAAACCGGGAACCCGCUCAGGCUCAACAGUUUCGACGGGUCUUGCAUGCAGUUUGACGAAGACGCGCUUGAGAACUUUGCGGCCUUUCCACAAAGAAGAGAAGCCGCGGAGAUGGGGCGCGUGGCAAUGUGGAGCGAGGGUGGCGAGCUCAGCGGCGCCUUGGGAGGAAGACCCGGCAGAGGCCUGGAGCGCAGCCACGGUCGAUCCUGGGGUGUCGUUGAGAGCUGUCAUCCCUUGGACAGUGAGGUGAGGCCGGCGCAGGCUCGCACACGGCGGGAAGGCGCGACGAAGGCAGAUCCAGCUCUGGCGUACCUCAACCAACUUAUUCUUCGUGCCCAGGAAGACAUCAAGGGAGGCCAACGCGGGCCUUCCGCCCACCUGUCGCGUCCGCGUCUCUCGCCGCGGGACCGUCCUGGUGUGGAGUCUCCUCGCUCUUUGCGUCUCAAACUCGAGGCGUCCUCUGAGCCGGAUCUGUUCGGAUGCGAACAGGCUUCUAGCCGGUCUGCUCCCUUAUCGCGAGUCUGUGGAGACGCGUCUGACCUCGGCGACGAGGCGCUUUCCCUCACGGGACCUUUUUCGACAGACCACGCGUCUCGAAGCAAGCUGAAGUUCCGAGGGGUCGGGGUACCGCCCCUCCGCGUGCCAAGUGGGAAGUCGGGAAGAGAGCACGAGACUCGGCAGUUCCAAGGCGUCUCUUUCGCUCCAAAGGCGGCUUCUGGGAUCCCCCUGCGUCGUCCGCCCCGGGGCGUCUCCCGGAACAGCGACUCGGACGCGAGAGGUCCAGCGACGACGGGACUCUCUCGCGAGUUUCCCUUCUCGCAGACUCCGAGCCCAGAGCUCGGGCCGCGGCUAGCCGACUUGGACGCGCACCUCUUUGCCUCGAGCCCUCUUCUCUCGCCUCGAGAGACGCGACCGAGCUUCCGGGGCGCAAGCGAUGCGUGCUUCGGCGAGGGGCGAGAACGAGAGAGAGACAACUGCGCUUGGCGCAACGCGCCUUCCGCGCCGCCACCCGCAAUUGUGAGAAAGAAUGGAGAAGCCGUCCUGAACGCGGAAGGCGCUGCGGCCCGACUCGCGCAAGAACUUCGAGUUUCGCCAGCGACCGCCAGAACCAAGCCGCUCGGAGCCCCAGGCACAAGAGAAAACACGCCUUUGAAACCACGGUGGAAAGGACCUUGA